Messenger RNA from Saccharomyces paradoxus, 1221 nucleotides. It is a transcript of the gene CNM1, whose product is annotated as Cnm1p. The coding region runs from base 1 to 1221 and encodes 406 amino acids. The transcript has a single exon. NCBI's taxonomy places the organism in Eukaryota, Fungi, Ascomycota, Saccharomycetes, Saccharomycetales, Saccharomycetaceae. The record is from RefSeq and is a predicted model, not a curated record.
AUGGAGGAACUCAGUUUAAAAAGCACUUUUCCAUAUGAAUAUGGUUCAGACUUCAGAAUGACAAGACUAGAAAUUCUAAAUUCUACGAAGAAGGAAACGACACUUUUAUUUUUCAAUAUAGGGAGAAUUUUGGCCAGUAUUUGGAAAUACUCAUGUACAUUUUUAAGAUCUUUUUCCGACUCCAUCAAGGUUAUUAUCCAUGAUGUUGUCACGAUUGGCUCUCGUGAUCUUGCGACCAGAUUACAAAUUGAGGCACAAAAAAACAACGACCAAGAAGAUAUCUGGGCGUCAACAGUAUUCCUAGGUGUAAUUAUUGGGUAUUUAAUCUUUUCUUUUAGGGGGAAAAAUGCUUUUCUGAAAAUACAUAAAAACUCAACUGAAGUAGAUGAAUGUAGUUUGAAAACCAGCGAACACAUAUCCAUUGUAAUAAACUUUAGUGAAAACAAUCUCAGUAAUAGGGGCAACAUUGCUGAUCAGAAAAAUUCUGAGGAAUUCAUGGUUCCGCAUUUGAAGGAGUCUGUUAUCGACAUCCUUAUCCCAAAUAUGGUAACCGUGAUCCAAAGCGAUGAAAAUCUCAUCUAUGACGUCUUUGAUGAAUACGACUUAUUAAGUCACGAUAACACGACAGAGGCCUUAGUACGGCCAUAUCAAUCAAAUCCCGACUAUGAAGCAAUGGGAAGCGGCAUAUCAAUUGAUAGCGCGAAUGAAACGCGGCUGAGAAAUAUUGAAAGAAGUAUUGGCAAAGGGGAAAAAAUGGUCAAGAAGUCAAUAGGAUGCAAUGUAUCUCUGCUUCAUCACAGCGAACAAUCUGCGCCUAAAAACAAUGCAAUUACGAGAAGCUCCUCUGCUCAAGAUAAUGCUGGCCCCGUGACUGGAGAAGUUAAUGAUAUGUGUAAGUCGUUUCUGAUUAUGGGGACCCGGCUAGGAAAUGAACUUUUCUUGACUAUGUUCAUGAAAGAACCAGUCUUUCUAGGCAAUAGUGUCUCAAUUACAGAAAUUGGAGUAUUCCGAGAAAAACGAGAGCGAUUGGAUGCAGUAACUUGUAAGAGCCUUACCCCCUAUGAUGAACUUAGAAGUAUGACUAGAAAUUACAACUUACGUAAGAUCGAGAGUCAAAGGAAUCGUUCCACGAAGAAUAAUAAUUCAGUUCCCCCAAAAAAAUUGUUAAUGAAUGAAAAAGACGCAAUUUCGAUUCUAUUGUGGUACUCUACCCGUAUAUAG